Molecule: messenger RNA, 694 nt
Organism: Gaeumannomyces tritici R3-111a-1
Lineage: Eukaryota; Fungi; Ascomycota; Sordariomycetes; Magnaporthales; Magnaporthaceae
Exons: 1
Coding region: 1-525 (174 amino acids)
Source: RefSeq, a predicted model, not a curated record
AUGGUCCGCCCUUGGAAGCUCCUGCAAGCGCUCGCGGUCCUGGCCGCCGCCAUGCCCCCCAGGACCGGCGGCGGCCCCGUCCUGGCCACCAUGACCCCGGCGGGGAGCAGCAGCAGGAGCAGCAGCAGCAGCAGCAGAAACGGCACGGCGACCGCGGCGCGGCCAAAGAAGACGACGGAGCCCCCGGCCUGGUGCACCACGACGCUGACCGUGAAGGCCCCCUUGGUCACCUACACCUCUACCACCUGGGCUACGGAGCUGGUAAUCGGCAGCGGCCGCCCCACUCUGUCACAAUGCUACGACAGCUGGGACCUCUGCCACGGCCAAUGCUUGAUAUUCGCCUGGUUCACGUUCGGCAUUCCCUGCUGUCGGUUUGCCCUCUCCCUUUUCGUGCUUGUUGCCCCGAGCCCGCGCCCGCGCACGCGCGCGCCCUGGUUUCCCGGGUGCGAGUUGACAGAGCUCUUGCUAACGUUUGUUAUUAUCAAAGGGGAUUGCCUGGAAAAGAAGGACUGCCUUCUUUCUUGAGCUAGCGGUUAUCAAACUGGCACGCGGUGUGGGAUGUUCCUCGAUUCUGGUGGAUUCUUUUCUCUAUUCUCUAGCCCCCUUUUUUUCCUUCCAUUUUGGUCCUCUUCUUCCCUUUUUUUGACGAUUUUAACUAGCGGAUACCACAAAAAUACGACAACUUUAUGCUCAG